AUGGGUUUCUUUUUGUCCACGGCCGCUUGGUUGUCCCAGCAGACGCCGCACUACGCCAUUCGCCCGCCUUCGCCCGCUGCGCCAGCCAUUCCUACAUCGCCAACAGCCCCGUCUACCCUAACUGACUCGCCGACCCGUCCAGAAAUCUACUCACCACCCGCCUCCUCGCCCAAAUCAGUUCGCCCUUAUUCCUCCAACUCAUCGCCAACCGCGAGCCCCUCUCCUAGCCGAAGUGGCUGCUCAACCUCGUCGUCAGGUCAGCCAACCCACUCCACCAAAUCCUUCCAAUCCGUCCACUCCGCCUCAACACCUCCGAACGCCAGCACCACUGCAACCACUGCUGCCCCCUCCACUGCAUCGUCCCCGCCUUCCGUCUCCGCUCCCGGAAACCCGCCGCUCUCCGCCGCCUCAUCUUCGUUCUCCAAUAAUGCCGUCCUUCGCACUUCCCUUCCGCCCCGAUCCGAUGUCGCCUCCGGUACUCCUCUUCCGCCAAGAAAAGACCCUGUCAGAUUGAUUGACCCUUCCGCCCUCCGCCGAGUCUCCAACUGCCUGUCCUCCUCUACUGAUUCCACUCUUAUUGAUAAACCUCCAACUUGGACCCCCUUGAACCCAACAUCUACCGCGAUCCUCGAUGAUUCAGGCUUAAUGAGCCCCUUCUACGCCGGUAUUGACCCGACUUCAGACUCCCUUCUCGACUUCUCUGACAUUUCUGAUGAUUCGCCGCGGGCCGCGGACAACUCAGACGAUACGAAUGGCCUUGUCCAUCAGGAAGAUUAG
Molecule: messenger RNA, 777 nt
Organism: Puccinia triticina
Lineage: Eukaryota; Fungi; Basidiomycota; Pucciniomycetes; Pucciniales; Pucciniaceae
Exons: 1
Coding region: 1-777 (258 amino acids)
Source: RefSeq, a predicted model, not a curated record